Messenger RNA from Paramecium primaurelia, 309 nucleotides. NCBI's taxonomy places the organism in Eukaryota, Ciliophora, Oligohymenophorea, Peniculida, Parameciidae. The record is from the annotation of a GenBank genome assembly.
AAUAAUAAUAAACAAUAAUGCCUGUACCUAAUAGUUCAUAUCCAAUACCCUUAAGAACAGUACUCAAAAUAGCUCCAGUUUGUAUGGUACUUACAACACUAGGAACUUUGUUGCCAGUUUGUUUAUAUGACAUACUUUAUCACUCACAUGAAAGAAUAGACAAAUUCUUUUGGAGAUCAAGCAGAUUUGAGCGUUUUAUUAGAUGUAGAGACAUGAAAUUGCGUACAUUUUGGUAUGAAGCAAUGGAAUGGUAACCCAGUGGCAGAGAAAGCUUUAUUUCUACUAGACCAUAAGUAGCUGAUCCUUGAG